GCCAAGUUCAAGGACAACGAACGCGCAUCAAUUAAUUGUAGACCCAUGGGGCGUUACAAUUUGUAGUGAGAACCACAAACUGAGGCAAUAAUUCUACCAUUCUUUGACGCCUCUAUAUGACACCAGUAAAUCCUGAGAAAUAUUAUUUCUCUAAGAUUCAGCUUUACGACCCUAAUGAAAUCAUAAAUUACGGGAUUCAAAAGCAAAUUCAAAAGAAAAAUAGGAGAAAACUAGCUAAACUUGAGAAGCAGGGUAUAUUUGUUGGCAGAGACCCAAUAAAAUUGUUGAAAAAAGCUAACAAGAGUCCGAAAUCAGAAACUAACAAUGCAGAUCUGACAUCCGUUGAUAUCAUUCGCAAAAAGUGGAAAAUUGCAUCACUCAGAGCUCAAGGUGUGAAGGUUAAAGAUGACAUGUCACUUUUGAAAAGGGCAGCUGAUAAAGUACAUAAACUCAAACGGAAACGAGCUAAAAACUGGAAGAAGCGUAUAGAGGCUAAUGAAGAAAAGAAACGUGAGAGACAGGUUAAAAGAACUACCAAUAUUCAAGCAAGAAGAACGAAAAAACUUUCAAAGAAACUAAAUAAAGCUCGUGAAAAAGGGAGAAUUUUCUUCGCCUGUGAAUAAAAAACUGUAUUUUGUGCUUAUUUUAAAACACUUCAAAACAAUUACUCACUGAUGAGCAUUUUAAAAUUCAUAUCCCUUGGUUUUGGUACAGAGAGUUUGUUUAAAUAAUCAUAUGAGAUUGGGCACCUUGAUGUCCGAUUUCGUCUAUAGAAAAAGCCAAGCUAUCAAACUAAGGUCCUCUUGUAGAAUUCGCUGGCUGUUCUUAGGAACCAUGUAGGUCUACCGGCUGGUGUUAGCCAUAGUGAGAAACCCCUGUGAUUUUGCUCUAAACCGAGUGAAAUGGGGGCAACAUAUCCUGUCC
Messenger RNA from Schistosoma intercalatum, 924 nucleotides. The record is from the annotation of a GenBank genome assembly. Lineage: Eukaryota; Metazoa; Platyhelminthes; Trematoda; Strigeidida; Schistosomatidae.